This is a messenger RNA of Suncus etruscus (white-toothed pygmy shrew), 1528 nucleotides long. RefSeq names its product tripartite motif containing 62 (gene TRIM62). The record is from RefSeq and is a predicted model, not a curated record. NCBI's taxonomy places the organism in Eukaryota, Metazoa, Chordata, Mammalia, Eulipotyphla, Soricidae. The transcript is spliced from 5 exons. The coding region runs from base 1 to 1428 and encodes 475 amino acids. Gene Ontology annotation, biological process: positive regulation of canonical NF-kappaB signal transduction; innate immune response. Gene Ontology annotation, molecular function: protein binding; zinc ion binding.
AUGGCGUGCAGCCUCAAGGACGAGCUGCUCUGCUCCAUCUGCCUGAGCAUCUACCAGGACCCCGUGAGCCUGGGCUGCGAGCACUACUUCUGCCGCCGCUGCAUCACCGAGCACUGGGUGCGGCAGGAGGCGCAGGGCGCCCGCGACUGCCCCGAGUGCCGCCGCACCUUCGCCGAGCCCGCGCUGGCGCCCAGCCUCAAGCUGGCCAACAUCGUGGAGCGCUACAGCGCCUUCCCGCUGGACGCCAUCCUCAGCGCGCGCCGCGCCGCGCGGCCCUGCCAGGCGCACGACAAGGUCAAGCUCUUCUGCCUCACGGACCGCACGCUGCUCUGCUUCUUCUGCGACGAGCCCGCGCUGCACGAGCAGCACCAGGUCACCGGCAUCGACGACGCCUUCGAGGAGCUGCAGAGGGAGCUGAAGGAGCAGCUUCAGGCCCUUCAGGCUAGUGAACGUGAGCACACGGAGGCACUGCAGCUGCUCAAGAGACAGCUGGCCGAGACCAAGUCCUCCACCAAAAGCCUGCGGACCACCAUUGGUGAGGCCUUCGAGCGGCUGCACCGGCUGCUGCGGGAGCGGCAGAAGGCCAUGCUGGAGGAGCUGGAGGCAGACACCGCUCGCACACUGACCGACAUUGAGCAGAAGGUGCAGCGCUACAGUCAGCAGCUGCGGAAGGUGCAGGAGGGCGCCCAGAUCCUGCAGGAACGGCUGGCUGAGACCGACCGACACUCCUUUCUGGCUGGGGUGGCCUCGCUUUCUGAGCGGCUGAAGGGGAAAGUCCAUGAGACCAACCUGACCUACGAAGACUUUCCCACGUCCAAGUAUACAGGGCCCCUACAGUACACCAUCUGGAAGUCUCUGUUCCAGGACAUCCACCCAGUACCUGCUGCCCUGACCCUGGACCCGGGCACUGCCCACCAGCGUCUGAUCCUAUCUGAUGACUGCACCAUCGUGGCCUACGGGAACCUGCACCCACAGCCACUGCAGGACUCUCCGAAGCGUUUUGACGUGGAGGUCUCGGUGCUGGGCUCCGAGGCCUUUAGCAGUGGUGUCCACUACUGGGAGGUUGUGGUGGCAGAGAAAACCCAGUGGGUGAUCGGGCUGGCCCACGAGGCAGCCAGCCGCAAAGGCAGCAUCCAGAUCCAGCCCAGCCGUGGCUUCUACUGCAUCGUCAUGCAUGACGGCAACCAGUACAGUGCCUGCACUGAGCCCUGGACGCGGCUCAAUGUCCGAGACAAGCUGGACAAGGUGGGCGUCUUUCUGGACUAUGACCAGGGGCUGCUCAUCUUCUACAAUGCUGAUGACAUGUCCUGGCUCUAUACCUUCCGUGAGAAGUUCCCGGGCAAGCUCUGUUCCUACUUCAGCCCUGGGCAGAGCCAUGCCAAUGGCAAGAAUGUGCAGCCCUUACGGAUCAACACUGUCCGCAUCUAGAGGCCUCAGAACCAAACUGGCUCUGGGCCCCUGCUCAGCCUCCCCGAGGCAACAGGCCAGUUGGUUCCCCUGCAGGCUCCAUGUCCCUGUCUGUGAAACA